Messenger RNA from Myodes glareolus (Bank vole), 2069 nucleotides. It is a transcript of the gene Phf24, whose product is annotated as PHD finger protein 24. Gene Ontology annotation, molecular function: transcription corepressor activity. The record is from RefSeq and is a predicted model, not a curated record. Lineage: Eukaryota; Metazoa; Chordata; Mammalia; Rodentia; Cricetidae. Gene Ontology annotation, cellular component: cytoplasm; nucleus.
CAGCGCGGGCCCGCGGCAUUAGAGUCCGCCGGCCUCGGACCCGCGUCCCGCACGGGGACUGUCCCGGCAGACGUGGACGGCAGGAGAUGGGGAGGGAGACCUUCAAGGUCUACAGACAUGAGAACUGAACCCCGUCUGUAGGCUCCGGCGGGGGACCGACAACUAGAAACGGACUCUGAGGACACUGAACUGAGAGGCUGGAUUCCUAAAGCAACAGGCAGCAGAGAAGACCUGGACCAUUUGGGGCUUGGGUCGCCUCAGAGCCCUACAGAGGAGCCAUGGGGGUGCUGAUGUCCAAGCGGCAGACCGUAGAGCAGGUGCAGAAGGUGAGCCUGGCUGUGUCGGCCUUCAAGGAUGGACUACGGGACAGGCCUUCCAUCAGACGUGGGGGUGAGCUACCAGGGUCCCGCCGCGGCACUGUGGAGGGCUCUGUUCAGGAAGUACAGGAAGAAAAAGAGGCAGAGACCAGUGCCCCUGUGGUUCAGGAAGAGAGCAGCAUCAACCGUGCAGCCUGGGAGCGGCUCCGGGAUGGGCGUGGAGUUGAGCCUGAGGAGUUUGACAGGACCAGUCGAUUCACACCUCCUGCCUUCAUCCGGCCCACCCGGAAGCUGGAUGAUGACAAACCUCCAGAUAUCUGCCUGGAUCCCCGGGAGCCUGUUGUCAAUGAUGAGAUGUGUGAUAUCUGCGAAGUCUGGACCGCUGAGAGCCUCUUCCCAUGCCGCGUCUGCACCAGGGUCUUCCACGACGGCUGUCUGCGCCGCAUGGGCUACCUCCAAGGAAACAGUGCAGCGGAGGUGACAGAGUUGGCCCACACCGACACCGGCUGGAGCUGCUACUACUGUGACAACCUUAACCUGCUGCUCACCGAGGAGGAGAUGUACAGCCUCACAGAGACCUUUCAGCGGUGUAAAGUCAUCCCUGAUUGCUCCCUGACCCUGGAGGACUUCGUGCGCUAUCGCCACCAAGCAGCGAAGCGAGGGGAGAGCAGCAGGGCCCUGAGCGAUGAGCAAGAGGAACAGGCAGCCCGCCAGUUUGCAGCCUUGGACCCUGAACACCGAGGCCACGUAGAGUGGUCCGACUUCUUGUCCCAUGAAUCUCUCCGACUGCUGCAGCAGCUGCGUCCGCAGAACUCUCUUUUGAGGCUUCUCACCGUCAAGGAGAGGGAACGCGCCCGGGCCACCUUCCUGGCACGGGGCAGCGGGAGCACCAUCAGUGAGGCAGAGUGCCACCAUGCCCGGCACUCUUGGUUCUGCAAACGCCUGGCAGAGGCGUCCUCCUGUAGUGUCAGCAUCAGCCACGUGGGUCCCAUAGCAGACAGCAGCCCAGCCGGCAGCAGUAGCAAGAGUGAAGAUAAGACCCCGCUGCCCACAGAGCAGGAGUCCAGAUCUGUGGACUGGCCCACCUUCCUCAGAGAGAAUGUCAUCUACAUCUUGGCUGCUCGCCCUAACAGUGGAGCGAUUCACCUGAAACCCCCAGGAUAGUGUGGGGCAGAGAUUAGUUCUGGGACGGUGGCACCUUCCCCCUCCUCUCCUUUCACUUUCCUCAACCAACCUCUGGCACUGAGACUCACAGGAAUGGGGCACUGCCAGCAUCUUAAUUUGUCAUUAAGUUCUAUGGCAUUGAAGCCACUGUUCCCCUGACAACAGAGGCAGUAUAUGUAAUGCCACACUGAGAAGCCCUGAGAGCUGUGGCAUCAUCUCCUGCCCUCACAUCAUGAAACUACCUGCCACCUCAUGCGUACAUAUGUGCGCAUGCAAAUGCAGCCACAUACAUGCCUAGAUAGCCAUGCCUUCAAACUCCUGGUUCUUUUUUCGAUGAAAAAGGACCAAAAUCCCUUUGUGAACCCCCUGGUGUAGAUGAGAUGGUCUCGUCUCACUCUUUCUAUUGGCCAGUUCUGAAUUCCAGUAGAAAGAAAGGUGCAGACUAGCCUCGCUUCCUCCCCUCCAGGAGAUGCCCAGAGGCCCCCUGCCCACAUUGAAACCCCCUUCCGUGAUGAGCCGCUGUUGCUCAUAAGUGUCUGUGUGUCCCUCAGGUGUGUUGUGGGAGAACAGUGAAAAAUCAUCCCUGAA